AUGCCUGGCCCUAAGUUGCAGAAUGAUAUUAGUGAUGUCUUGCUGUACUUUAGGUGUCACAAGUUUGUGUUCACUUGUGAUAUACGACAGAUGUAUCGCCAGAUUCUGGUGGCUGAAGAUGACAAGAAAUAUCAGUUAAUCUUUUGGCGAUCCAACCCUGAUGAAUCCCUUCAAGUCUUAAAGCUAAAUACCGUCACCUACGGUCUCAACUGUUCCCCGUUCAUUGCGAUCAGAACAUUACAACAAUUGGUCAAAGAUGAGGGUCACUCAUACCCCAAGGCGUCUGAGAUUCUAACUAAAUCAAUAUUUUAUGACGACAUCAUCGCUGGAGCAGAAAGUCUUGAUGAAGCUUUAUCUGCACAGAAUGAACUCAAGAACUUGCUCUCUAGAGGAGGUUUUGAACUCCGAAAAUGGAUUAGCAACGCACCCCAACUAUUGGACCAAGUCCCAAUUGAACACAAAGAGACUCCAGUGGAGUUAACUGAAAAUAGUGAAGCCUUCUUCAGUGUCCUAGGUCUAAAAUGGACUCCAGAGUCUGACAUGCUUUCUUACAAGGUUAAGGAUGUUGAAAUAAGUGCUAUACUUACAAAGAGAAGAAUAUUAUCUACAAUCGCUAAACUGUACGAUUUACCAGGAUUUCUUACACCCGUUAUUUUCUGGGCAAAAAAACUUAUUCAGUAUCUCUGGACAACAGGGCUAACUUGGGAUGAACCUGUUCCAAAUGAUGUUAGAACCAAGUGGCAUUCAUUCUUAGAAGAACUCCCAAUAAUUCAAGAAUUAAGAAUUCCACGCUACAUUUCUACUUCUCUGCAUACGGCCAACUCCACGGCUUCAGCGAUGCUUCAGAGAAAGGCUACGCUGCUGUUGUCUACCUUCGUGUCACUGACUCUCAAGAGAAUACAAGGCUCUAUCUCAUCGUCUCUAAAUCAAAAGUCGCUCCUUUGA
Macrosteles quadrilineatus (aster leafhopper) is the source of this 945-nucleotide messenger RNA. RefSeq lists its product as uncharacterized. The record is from RefSeq and is a predicted model, not a curated record. The transcript has a single exon. Lineage: Eukaryota; Metazoa; Arthropoda; Insecta; Hemiptera; Cicadellidae. The coding region runs from base 1 to 945 and encodes 314 amino acids.